This is a messenger RNA of Caenorhabditis auriculariae, 2210 nucleotides long. The record is from the annotation of a GenBank genome assembly. NCBI's taxonomy places the organism in Eukaryota, Metazoa, Nematoda, Chromadorea, Rhabditida, Rhabditidae.
AUGUCCUUCUUCCACGUGGGUUUUUUUUUUGAUUUUGUGAUUCUAUUGUACUUUUGAAGCUUCCUUAAGAGUUUUUUGACGUAUUUUGACUUCCUGAAAAAAUUCCUUCCAACGAAAAAAAAUCAUCAAAAAAGCUUUCAAGAGCUUGUUUCCUACAAAAUUUCGGAAGUGCGGAAAACGAGUUCAAAAAAAAGUGACUGCAAAAUGGCCGUUGAGAGGGUUCCAUUUUGCGGCCUUUAUUAUGCCUUUCUUUCUUGGUGAGCUGAAAAAGUCCUAAAAAGGGUUAAAAAAAAAAGGGUGCAAAAAGGGUGCAAAAAGGGUCCAAAAAGGGUCCAAAAAGGGCGCAAAAAGGGUGCAAAAAGGUUGCUGAGAGGCUCGGCUAUUGAUGAUUUCCGAUUUUAUUACUGUAGCACAUUUUGGUUCAUACACAGUCACUGCUAAAGAUUAUUCUCAAUUUAAAAAACUUUUUGUUUCUAAAAGGGUCCAAAAAGGGUCAAUAAAGGCUGAUGAAAGGGUGGAAAAAGGCACUAAUAAGGAAACCGUUGCCAAACGUUUAAGAACAAUUGUUGGUCCAAAACGGGCGCUCAAAGGGCCUGUAAAGGGUCUUUCCGGCUUUGCCUAUGUACCUGAAAAAGCUUUUAUUUUUGAACCUUCAAUUUUUGAAAGUUGGCGAUCAACAAACUUGGCAAUUUUACAGUUUCAUAUCUCCAAAUUUUCAAGUUUUUGCGGGUAGAGACUAUGAGGAAUCUUUAGCUAGAGCUUUAAAGCAGCCUUUUUCCAACCUUUCAUCGGCCUUUCUCCACCCUUUUUGAACCCGUUUGAGAAACACAACAUUUUUUAAAUUGAGAAUAAAUUUUACCAGGGACUGUGUAUGAACCAAAAUGUGCUACAGUAAUAAAAUCGGAAAUCAUCAAUGGCCGAGAAUUUCAGCACCCUUUUUGCACCCUUUGUUACCCUUUUUGAACCCUUUUUAAACCCUUUUUGGACCCUUUUUGAACCUUUUUGCACCCUUUUUGGACCCUUUUUGGACCCUUUUUGAACCUUUUUGAACCUUUUUGCACCCUUUUUGGACCCUUUUUGGACCCUUUUUGAACCCUUUUUGCACCCUUUUUGCACCCUUUUUGCACCCUUUUCGCACCAUUUUUCGAGCCUUUUCAGCCGGCCAAGGAAAAAAGCUCAACAAAGGCCGCAAAACGGAAUCCUUUUAGCCGCCAUUUUGCACACGUUUUCCGCACUUCCGACACAGUGAAGUGUACUGACCAAUUUUCAAAAAAAUUCCAACAUAGGCAAAGUGGGAAGGACCCUUCACGGGCCCUUUGAGCGUCCGUUACGGAUCCGUCUGUUUCCGGAAAUUGUUCCUAAACGGUUUCCUUUUUACUGCCUUUUUGCGUCCUUUCAUCGGCCUUCAUCCACCCUUUUUGGACCCUUUUGAGAAAUACAAUUUUUUUAAAUUGAGAAUAAUCUUUACAAGUGACUGCGUAUGAACCGAAAUAAGCUACAGUAAUAACAUCGGAAAUCAUCAAUAACAGAGACUUUCAGAACCUUUUUGAACCCCCACUCUUUCUUCACCCUUUUCGCGGCCUCUCCCUUUUUUCGCCCUUUUAUGACCCUUUUUAACCCACCAAAAAUGAAAGGCUCAAUAAAGGCCGUAAAAAGGGACCCUUUUAGCGGCCAUUUUGCAGUCACUCCCUUUUUGCACCCGUUUUCCGCACUUCCGACUUUGGCAGUGAAAUCUCAAAGUCUAAGAACCUCCCUGAAAGGAACUUCAAACUCUUCCUCAUUUUUAAUGUUCUAGUCGUGGAUUACCGUCCUGAUCGAAACGUUUCUCGUAUUUUCCGCCUUCUACCAUUCCCUCCGGUUCACCCGCUGGUGGAAUGUCGUGAAUAGUGAGUUUUCCUGAUCAAAAAAUUUUCAAAAAACCCAAAGUUCAUUUUAAAAUGAAAAUAAUGAAUUUUUAGAAGGCGUUUCCACGGCCACCAGCCCCCGACACGUUCCCUCGGUCAAUGAGUACUAUGGAUUGGAAAAUAAAAGAUCGGCUUUGAAAAAAUCUAGCCGUUCCGUGGAAAAUAAGAAGGUUGAACAUGAAAAAUUCUUUAACUUUUAUCCAACUUUUCAAACUUCAGAGCUACGAAGAAACCCACGCAAAAGCUCAAUCGCCAUACGAUCGCCAUUUCUAUGGAGACCACGAAAUUUCUCCCAUCGCCCAGUAA